Dimorphilus gyrociliatus is the source of this 2350-nucleotide messenger RNA. NCBI's taxonomy places the organism in Eukaryota, Metazoa, Annelida, Polychaeta, Dinophilidae. The record is from the annotation of a GenBank genome assembly.
AGUCAAGCGGAAGUAUUCGACUGACUGCGUGUUAUUUCCACUUGCUUAUAAACAAGCGUUCAUUUCGUGCUUUCGCUUACCGUAUAUCUCGAUUCCAGGAGAGUCAAUUUUUGGAUUACUAUUUUACUGUUAAAUGGCCAUGACUCGUAAACUAUGGAGUUAUUCUCGUUCUCUAAUUCCGACGUUAAUCGGCCUUUGUACUGGAAUAGCUUUAUCACUAAUUUUUGCCCCUUUCCUGGAAGAGCCAUGUUCCGAUGAAUUGAAUCACAAUUCAUUUGAAAGUCACCUAAUUAAUAACAAAUUUCGGUUAAACGCCGAGGAAGAGAUAAAAAAGUCUUUACCAAAUCCGGUCCCCAUUGAGCCGAAGAAAAAACGUACUCGACCAAAAUACGCUGCCACUGAGCUGGGGAUAAAAGAAAAACUUUUAGCAGCUGUCAUAACCUCAGAAUCGACAUGGGAUGAAAUGGCUCCUGUAUUUAAUACGACUUUUAAACAACAUCCAACAAAGAUGAUAUUUUUUCGACGAAAGAAGGUGGCUGACUGGCAGAAGAAUGUUGUAUCAAUCGACGCUUCAAACGAUGCCGAAUACGUUUUAAUGGUCUUAAAAUUUAUAGCAGAGAAAUAUGGUGACAAGUACGAUUGGUUCUAUUUGGUAAAAGACAAUACAUAUGUUAGAGGAGAAAGGCUAAUGUAUUUAGCCACUCAUAUGAGCAUUAGUUAUCAAAUCUACAUGGGAGUCCAACAGGGAAGAGUGUGCGACUUCGAUUAUGGAGUGCUAAUUGCUCAGGCUUUAUUGGUAAAGAUUCAACCGAACUUUGACUGGUGCUUAAAAAAUGCAAUUUCGUCAACGGAAAGUGAAGCUUUAGGACAAUGCGUUGUACAUUCUAUACCAAAAAUAUCUUGUACAAACUCGUAUAAUGAACUUAUAUACGCUUUAUCUCCAUCCAACGAUACUGUUAGUAUACCUCGAAUGAAAUCGGCGGAUGAAAUGCUACGAACUCAUAAGCAUUGGUUAAAAAUUGAUUUAGAACUCACCCAAAAGGAACUUAGAGCUGUUCAAGAUGAAAUGGUUCGAAUAGCUCCAUUGACACCUGAAGGAGAAGCUGGUUUAACUUGGCCAAUAGGUAUUCCAGCUCCUUCCAAAGCCAAAAAUCGGUUUGAUAUUAUUCGUUGGGAUUACUUUACUGAAACGCAUAUCUAUUUCGAUACGGACUUUACAACCGUUCGCCCUUUAACUGGGGUUGAUAAAGAUGAUGUCGAUGAAGUCAUUGAUCAUUCUAUUAGGAAAUUAAAGGAGACUUAUUCAAGAUUAAAAUACAAAGGUUUAGAAAAUGGCUAUAGAAGAUUUGAUCCCGCUCGAGGUAUGGAAUAUCUUUUGGAUAUUAAAGUUUUUAACGAGGAGGAUAAUGAAGAAGAUUUAAAAAGAGUACAACUACUUCGACCGUUAUCCGUAGUUGAGCUUGUCCCAAUGGCCUAUGUAACAGAAGAAGCCAAAGUUUAUCUAAUUCUUCCCGUGACCGCCUCCGAUAGAGAAGCUGUUGUCCAAUUUCUUGAUUAUUAUUCCAGAGCGUGCCUUGAUACGAACGAUAAUUCUAAUUUAAUAAUAGUUUUCAUCUAUAAAGAAAGCUCAGAUGAGAACCACUUUGCAAUCUUGAAGAGUAUGAUGACCUAUUAUGAAUCAAAGUACACCAAAGGAGCUAGAAUGACUUGGACAUCAUUAGAAAAGGCAAAACUUCAACCAGGUCAAGAUGGAUUUGACCUUAUGUUGAUAGAUUCUAUGACAUCUACGUUGCCGUCCAAUGCCUUAAUUAUGUUAUGCUCAGUUGGAAUGGAAUUAUCCUCUGAACUACUUAAUCGCGUUAGAAUGAAUACUAUAGUCAAUCAACAGGUUUUCUUUCCUAUUGCAUUUUAUGAAUAUAAGCCGAAUUUAAUUUACGAAUCCCGACCAUAUCCUACCCAUAUAGAAAUUCUUAAGAACGUGGGUCACUUCGAUGAGAGCGCUUUUGAGCACUCAUCGUUUUAUGCUGCUGAUUAUCAAGCAGCCCGUUCUGCAUCACCAAAAAGUGUAAAAUCAACUACAGAUCUCUUUGAGCUAUUUGUUAAAUAUGGGGGAGAAAAGUUACACGUCUUCCGAGCAGUGGAGCCCUCCCUAAGGCAACAUUGGAAAGAAUUGAAAUGUGAGAAUAGGCGGCAAACAAAGAGAGGUCAAAACGACACAGCAGCGACACCCUAUGAACGUUGUAUGAAAAGUAAAUUAGAGGGACUAGCUAAUCGACAACAGUUGGCCAUGUUAUUAUUCGAACACGAAAAAAACACUCAAUCAAAAGCUAACGCAAGGGAGAGAAAGUAA